Mucor mucedo is the source of this 393-nucleotide messenger RNA. RefSeq names its product 40S ribosomal protein S22-A. Gene Ontology annotation, molecular function: structural constituent of ribosome. NCBI's taxonomy places the organism in Eukaryota, Fungi, Mucoromycota, Mucoromycetes, Mucorales, Mucoraceae. The coding region runs from base 1 to 393 and encodes 130 amino acids. The record is from RefSeq and is a predicted model, not a curated record. Gene Ontology annotation, cellular component: cytosolic small ribosomal subunit; ribosome. Gene Ontology annotation, biological process: translation. The transcript has 2 exons.
AUGGUCAGAGUUUCCGUCUUGAACGAUUGUCUUAACAACAUCAACAACGCCGAAAAGCGUGGAAAGAGACAAGUCCUCGUCCGUCCUUCUUCCAAGGUCAUCAUCAAGUUCUUGUCCAUCAUGCAAAAGCACGGUUACAUUGGUGAGUUCGAGGAAAUCGAUGACCAUCGUUCCGGUAAGAUCGUUAUCCAACUUAACGGUCGUCUUAACAAGUGUGGUGUUAUCUCUCCCCGUUUCAACAUCAAGGUUACUGAAAUCGAAAAGUGGACCGCUAACUUGUUGCCUGCUCGUCAAUUCGGUCACAUCGUCUUGACCACCUCUGCUGGUAUCAUGGAUCACGAAGAGGCUCGUGCCAAGCAUGCUGGUGGUAAGGUUCUCGGUUUCUUCUAUUAA